Molecule: messenger RNA, 1110 nt
Organism: Cladocopium goreaui
Lineage: Eukaryota; Dinophyceae; Suessiales; Symbiodiniaceae
Source: the annotation of a GenBank genome assembly
AUGGGUCUUGGUCAGAGCGUUGAAGACUUGUACUUCCAACAGAAGGUAAAACUGGGACAGGGAGGCUUUGGAUCAGUAUGGCGAGCCAUAGAUCGAAAGACCAACCUGUUUGUCGCUGUGAAGGAGAUCGACAAAAUGAAAGCAUACUGGCAGGGUGCAAAGAGGUCAGAGAUUCAAAUGGAGAUAAGCAUCCUGCGAGCUUGUGACCAUGUGAACAUCACCCACCUUUACAACUACUUCGAGGACAGCGCCUUCAUUUCAAUUGUCCUCGAGUACUGUGAUGGAGGAGACCUCGAUGACAAACUGAAAGAACGAGGAUGGAAGGUGCCUGAAGAACAAGCCUCUCGAUGGAUGCACCAGAUUUGUUCUGCGAUUCGCCACCUGCACGAGAGAGAUAUCUGUCACCGGGAUAUCAAACCUGGUAACUUCAUGCUGUCCGCCAGCAUCUUGAAGCUCUCCGACUUUGGCUUCGCACGAUUUCUGCCGAAGGGCCAAACGUGCUCCGAAAACAUCGGGACACCGGCUUUCAUGGCACCUGAACAGCACCGCUUGAAGAGUGGCAGCAGUAAUGGUUAUGGUCACCCAGUAGACAUUUGGGCAGCUGGUUGCACUCUGCAUAUGCUCAUCUCUGGGGGUCGCCACCCAUUUGUGAACAACCGGAAACUGGACAUGCCCAGCCUGCUGGAUGGCAACUUAGAUUUUGGCCUGACCAUGUUCGGGGACUUGAUGGGGUCUGAAACCUUGGCGCGCAGCCUGUGUCGCCGCAUGGUGUGCCCGGCAGUACAGUCUCGCUUAACCAUCGAGGAGACGUUGAUGGAUCCAUGGCUUCAGAUCCACGGAUCGCAGGUGGAUGCUUUGCCACAGGACGUUGUACUACAUGGUAAUGCAGCCCAGCGCUAUCAGCAGCUGCAACAGCAGUUGCUGCUCGCGGAAAAGCAGCUAAAGGAGGCAGAAGAAAGGGAGCUUACCUUGAAAAGUAAGUUGCAAAAGCAGGACGAUUCGGUGGUCCUGAUAUCCAUUCCCAUCACUAUGCCCGAGUGCAUCAAGCGAUGCACUUCCUGUUCGCUAGCACGCAGCUCUGAAAGGUUAGAGCGCGUGACAUGCCAUUGA